Molecule: messenger RNA, 2236 nt
Organism: Panicum virgatum (switchgrass)
Lineage: Eukaryota; Viridiplantae; Streptophyta; Magnoliopsida; Poales; Poaceae
Product: putative anthocyanidin reductase
Exons: 5
Coding region: 973-2004 (343 amino acids)
Molecular function (GO): oxidoreductase activity, acting on the CH-OH group of donors, NAD or NADP as acceptor
Source: RefSeq, a predicted model, not a curated record
GUAAAAGAGGGAGAGGAUCGACGAACAGAACAGCAUGCUGCGGCCUUCUCCUGCCUCGGCAACUCUGUCCUCUUAUUCCUCUUGCUUCCCAUCAGAACCUUCCUGAUUCUCCUACCGUCUAGGUUCUAGUCGUUCUUCCCCAACCAUGUAGAACCGCCGUGCAAGUGGUGCGCAUCAUGCGCGGGUUAGGCACGAGCACGGAGCUCGCACUGUCGCUAGGCCACGGGGCCGGUUCAGAAAGGAAACUAACGCAGUACAGCAUGUCUGCCGGAGCACCAACUCAUCAGUAGGAGGAGGUACAUCUGCAUCGGCAGUUGAAGCUCUGGCUAGAUCGAGGUCAUCCCCUUUCAAUUGUUUUCUGAAUUUUGUGUACUUAAAAAGUUGUAUGUCAUUCGUCUCAGGUUUUGAUUGAACGGAAGCCAAAUCUGGGAUCGAGAGAGAGGAGGAGCUCCGAAAAUGCAAGGCUUUGCCGUUGGGGUGUCAAGCGUGGGAGCUAGCGGAGCGUACGUACUAGGCGACAAAGUUUGAUUCUUCUUUCUAGCUCCGGUGGCGUGUAUAACCGCGCCCGCUUGAGAGCCACACGAGACACUCCGCCGAUGGGAAAAGAAGACGAAAAUAUACACAUCAAGCAAGAUGAUACCCAUAUCCUUGCGUCCAUUUUUCACCGUACGAAUGCUGCGAGUCCACAACUCCUGAUGGAUGCUGGCCAUGGCGCGCUCUUCUCGUGCUCCUAGUCCUCCUAGCUUGCGUGUGUGCGGUUCUGAGGUGGCCACACCAGCAGACGAUGGAUGAAAUCGGCAACCUCAACCGUGACACGAGCCACAUAGCUAGGCUGGCAGACCGGCCUGCCGGGAACGAAGCUCAGCUAGCUAGCGCUGAGUGUGAUAGGGCAGAUGAUGCCACAGUCUCUACGCAAAAGGCUGGAAUUAUUCCGAGGGAGGGGAGGCGCGGGAGAAGCAUCGAUCGAGAGAGAUGAGCAGCAGGGUGUGCUGCGUCACCGGAGCCGCCGGCUACAUCGGCUCCUGGCUCGUGAGGAAGCUCCUCGGCCGAGGCUGCGUCGUCCACGCAACCUUGCGUGACCUCGGGGACGGGAGCAAGACCGCGCUGCUGCGGGGUUUCCCCGGCGCGGCGGAGCGGCUGCGGCUGUUCCAGGCGGACAUGUACGACGCCGACACCUUCGAGCCGGCCAUCGCGGGGUGCGAGUUCGUCUUCCUCGUCGCCACGCCGAUGGCGCACGACCCCACCAGCACCAAGUACAAGAACACGACGGAGGCGACGGUGGACGCGGCGCGCAUCAUCCUGCGGCAGUGCGAGCGCUCUGGCACGGUGAGGCGCGUCAUCCACACGGCCUCGGUCACGGCCGCCUCGCCGCUGCGAGAGGGCGGCGGCGGGUACAAGGACUUCAUCAACGAAUCGUGCUGGACGCCGCUCGACCUCUCCUACGGGUUCAGCAACGUCUACGUGGACGCAUACAUGCGGUCCAAGUCGCUGUCGGAGAAGGAGCUGCUGCGCUACAACGACGACGAGACCUCCUCCUCCUCCUCCCGGCGCCGGGCGUUCGAGGUGGUCUCGCUGGUGUGCGCGGUCGUCGGCGGCGACACCGUCCAGCCGGACCUGGGGAACAGCAUCCAGGUGCUGUUGGCGCCGCUGACGGGCCACGCCGCCCACCACAACUCCCUCCUGUUCUUGCAGGCACUGCUAGGCUCCGUGCCGCUGGCGCACGUGGAGGACGUCUGCGAGGCGCACGCCUUCUGCAUGGAUCAGCCGGCCAUGGCCGGCCGCUUCCUCUGCGCCGCCGGGUACCCAAACAUGCGCGACAUCCUCGACCGCUUCGCCUCCAGGUUCCCCGACAUCAAGAUACGGCUCCAACAGGUGACAGGGGAGGGGGUGAGGGUGCGAGGUGACACCACCAAGCUUGAGGACCUGGGGUUCAGGUACAGGUAUGGCGUGGAGGAGACGAUGGACGGCAGCGUCGAGUGCACCAAGAGGUUGGGGGUGCUCUAGGCGUUACGUUCACAUGCUUGUGCAGAUGCGUGCCAGUUCGGACUCGAUUGCAGCUAUUAUCGUACGUGAUGGUGGGGUGUGUGUGUAUCUUUCGUGUGUGGAUUUCCACCGACGAUUUGUCCCAAAUCCCGAUGAGUUUUUUUCUUUUGACAAUACCUACUUUGUAUCGAGAUGAAACUCAGUACAGAAAAGACCACGCCAAAAAAAAAAGAGCGUGCGGUUCUAGUUCCCA